GAUUGUAGAAGGAGCUCGGUGGCUACAAAACAAAGAGAAAAUUAUUCUCUUCCUCUGCACCUUCUAGCUAUUUUUUUUGGGUCUUUGCUCUCUUUUGAAACCAAACAAGGGUCACCCAGAUCUCUGUGAACAAACAGGAGAUCACUCCAACAUCAGUAGAGUUAUAUAUUUCCUUGGGGUGUUGCUAAGCUCCAAGCUUAAGUUUUGGGCUUUUCCUGUCUUUUGGCAGGAGCUGAGAGAGUUUGCGGGUUUCUUGAAUAUUUCCAAACACUUUUUAUCUGCUUGUUUUUGCAGUGUCUCUCUCUGAGCCAAAAGAUCUUGCUGUGUUUUGGUGAUAUUAGAAUAUGCAAAUGAUGUCUGGUGAUCCUUUUUGCCUACCAACCUUAGGAGGCGUUUUCGAUGAAGCUCACAACCCAAACCCUAACCCUAAUAAACCUGCCACCAACCAUGGAGCCAAGAAGAAGAGAAAUUUGCCAGGAACACCAGAUCCAGAUGCAGAGGUCAUCGCACUAUCGCCAAAGACGCUCAUGGCGACUAACAGGUUCGUCUGCGAGAUAUGCAACAAGGGCUUCCAAAGGGACCAGAAUCUGCAGCUCCACCGGAGAGGCCACAACCUGCCGUGGAAGCUCCGGCAGAGGAGCAACAAGGAGGUCGUCAAGAAGAAGGUGUAUAUAUGCCCUGAGAAGACGUGCGUGCACCACGACCCAUCGAGGGCACUUGGCGACCUCACCGGGAUCAAGAAGCACUUCAGCCGGAAGCAUGGCGAGAAGAAGUGGAAGUGUGAGAAGUGCUCGAAGAAGUAUGCAGUCCAGUCAGAUUGGAAGGCCCACUCCAAGACCUGCGGGACUCGAGAGUACAAGUGCGAUUGUGGAACCCUCUUUUCCAGGAAAGACAGUUUCAUCACCCACAGGGCUUUCUGUGACGCCUUAGCCGAAGAGAGUGCAAGAUUCUCUUCAGUUUCAUCCACAAAUCUGAGCUUCACGAACAACACCGUAAACGAGACGACCAUCAGUGCUCACUCUAACUUACCACCGCAUGGGUUCGGUAACAACCGAGGAGUUCAAGAUAUCGCCGGAGUUUCUCUCACUGCACUUCAGCAGAAAUCAAGAAUGUCUCAGUGGAUCAACCCGGCGAAUCCCCUGCUGAACCCCAGCGACAUCUUAUCGAGUAAUCCCAAUCUCACAUGUCUGAGUGAGAUGGUGCAAAUUGGAAAUGCGAGCGGUAAUAACCUCUUCGGCUCAUCUCCCAUGGCCAACUUCGGAAGCAACAAGCAAUUCUCGGCUUUCGAAAAGACCAACUUGACCCUAUCGGCGUUUCGGCAAGGACUGAAAGAUCAAGCUGGGAGCAACAAAGGGAACUUAUUUGGGGCGCCGCCAUCGCUUUACUCCGAUUCCCAGACAAAACCCUCAGCUGCCCUUAUGUCCGCCACAGCACUCCUACAGAAGGCGGCCCAAAUGGGGUCCACUCGGAGCAACCCGGGGUCACUCUUCAACGAGAGUUUUGGCGUGAUGAACUCGUCGUCCUCGUCGAACACAACCGCGUUCAACGUCCUUGGCCAGAGCCGAAACGACCUGUCAUCUCAGUUCAUCAACCAGAGCAUGAUAAGUAAGCAGCAGGAGAGUUUCGGCGCAUCGGUCGGUGGGAUGAAUAAUCUGAGCGACUCCAUUUCCAAUUUGAGCCCGUCGAUGACGAGGUCGACAACAACCACCACAACGAAAAGCUUAGAGCUCAACACGACGAGGGAUUUUCUCGGGAUGAGCGGAGGCGCGGGCGGUCCUCCGUUCUCGCCGCAAGAGCUCGCCAAGUUCGCGUCGAUGAGCUCGGCCAUGGGCUUUAGCCAAUUCGUCGGGAACAACUGAAAGCACAUCACCGACCUUUGAUUUGGGAAGGGCCACACAGUCCAAUCCGGGUCGUGCCGAGGCAAGGCCGGCGGCCGUUCGACUACGAAAUUCAGAGGGUCGUGCAAAUUCAGAGGUCACAUACCCGAUCCGUCCAAUAAUAACGAGAAAAAAUAAUUUUUGAGAAAGAUAAUGGAGGGAGACAAGGAGAGCCCGUGAGUGGCCAGUGUAUGCGGGUGGGGGCCCAGUGCAUGUCUGAACUGACGACGAGUGUUUCUCUCUCCCGACCUUUUUCUCGUUGCAUGUUCUCGUUUGUUUUAUGUGAUGUCUUCAACUCCUUUUAGCCCUUUC
Messenger RNA from Syzygium oleosum, 2189 nucleotides. RefSeq names its product zinc finger protein JACKDAW-like. The record is from RefSeq and is a predicted model, not a curated record. The transcript is spliced from 3 exons. Lineage: Eukaryota; Viridiplantae; Streptophyta; Magnoliopsida; Myrtales; Myrtaceae. Bases 345 to 1859 code for a protein of 504 amino acids. Gene Ontology annotation, molecular function: DNA-binding transcription factor activity. Gene Ontology annotation, cellular component: nucleus.